CCGGAGCCCAACAAGCCACAUGAGUCAAAGGACGAGCCCAAAACCAUCUCCCGCACCGCUCGGCUUGCACUCGGUGCCUCGCUUGCGUGGUCGCUGCCCUAGCGCACCUCACCUCCGCUCUCCGCUGCUCCCGAUCGCCGCCGUUGUUCCAGAUUCAAACUCACUGGUGGAAGCAGAUUUUGGUCAAGAUGCAACCUUGAAUUGAAAUUAACUAUGUGAGAGGUGCUCCUGGGGUUUAGGAUGAUGCGGUGUUGGAGGGUCAAAGACUCGUGGGCUGCGAUUAUUCCUGCAAGGAGGCUGUGGCUUCGCCAUGCUUGUAGUAAAUUGUUUGUCGUAGGCCUUUCUUAUGAUACCAAUGAAAUUGCCCUGAGAGAUGCUUUUGCUGAACAUGGUGAAGUUGUAGAAGUCAAAGUUAUAUGUGAUCGUAGUACUACUAGCAAGUCAAAAGGAUAUGGCUUUAUCCAAUUUUCUUCAGAAAAAGAGGCAACCAUUGCAUUGCAAAAGAUGGAUGGUGAGGCAUUAUGAAACAUACUUAUGAAAACGCAAGUUUAUGGUUGCAAGUACAUUGUGAUGGUAUAAGCUUUCACUUCAUUUGUUUCAGUUUCUGGAUGGAAGAUAUAUUCGUGUACACUACGCAAACAAGGGAUGAAACCUGCGAUAGUUUGACUAUCCUAUUGGAUUGAUGUUGCUUUGAAGUUUUUAUACCAGAAGUUCGAUUGUCAGAUAAAUAUUUUUGGGCUUAUUAGAUGUGAGCUUCACUGUUUUAGAAACCUUUUUGUUUCUUUCAUUGUUUACUAGACGGGCCAUAAUUUGUUCCUCUUGUAAUUAAUAGAUUGAAUCGUUUAAAUAUUA
This is a messenger RNA of Musa acuminata AAA Group (dessert banana), 852 nucleotides long. RefSeq names its product glycine-rich RNA-binding protein 2, mitochondrial-like. NCBI's taxonomy places the organism in Eukaryota, Viridiplantae, Streptophyta, Magnoliopsida, Zingiberales, Musaceae. Gene Ontology annotation, cellular component: cytoplasm. The record is from RefSeq and is a predicted model, not a curated record. Gene Ontology annotation, molecular function: mRNA binding. The transcript has 5 exons. The coding region runs from base 241 to 525 and encodes 94 amino acids.